Messenger RNA from Gadus morhua (Atlantic cod), 1935 nucleotides. Its product is annotated as homeobox protein MSX-3. Lineage: Eukaryota; Metazoa; Chordata; Actinopteri; Gadiformes; Gadidae. Bases 173 to 973 code for a protein of 266 amino acids. Gene Ontology annotation, molecular function: DNA-binding transcription factor activity, RNA polymerase II-specific; RNA polymerase II transcription regulatory region sequence-specific DNA binding. The record is from RefSeq and is a predicted model, not a curated record. Gene Ontology annotation, cellular component: nucleus. Gene Ontology annotation, biological process: regulation of transcription by RNA polymerase II; embryonic morphogenesis. The transcript has 2 exons.
CACACACACACACACACACACACACACACACACACACACACACACACACACACACACAAACGCGCAAACAGGACUGUGCGUAAAAGGCCAACUUGCGGAGUGUCUCCAGCGCGUCUCCGGGAGUCUCCUCAGUGCAGAACGGCGAGGCGCGCGGUGGAGGCGUAAAGAUUGUAUGGCACCUCACUUGUGCGUCAUGAAUCCUGCCCUAGGACCCCCCUCAGCCGCCUCUCCCUACCCGGAGGAGACCCGUCCGCAGGACCGCACGGCUCUGGAACUCGAUGAGCUCCGUAGACUCGACCUGUCUCCGGUCAGAGGACGCAAGAAGGAGAAGAGGUCGCGACUUUCCUUCAGCGUGGAGUCGCUGAUCUCGGGCGAUAGGACGCCGAUGGGGAGCGACGCGAGCCACGCGACGGAACGGAUUUUGGGGAGUGAGGAUCGCUCCUCCGGUGAGACCGGGUCUCCCGGGGAGAGACGGCUUAUACCCGGAGAGGGGACGGAGCUCUCCAACUCGUCCAGUGAGGAGACGGUCCCGGACCCAAGACCCUGGUGCCGGACCCCUCAAGCGUCCCCUCACAGACUCCCCAGCCCUCCCCCAUGCCCGCUGAGGAAGCACAAGAACAACAGAAAACCCAGAACUCCCUUCACCACGUCCCAGCUGCUGUCCCUGGAGAGGAGAUUCCGGCAGAAACAGUACCUCUCCAUCGCGGAGAGAGCAGAGUUCUCCUGCUCCCUCAGCCUCACGGAGACCCAGGUCAAGAUCUGGUUUCAGAACCGCAGGGCAAAGGCCAAGAGGCUCCAGGAGGCCGAGCUGGAGAAGAUCAAACUGGCGUCCAAACCGCUUCUCCCCGCCGCCUUCGCGUUCCCCUUCCACCACAACAUGGGCCCUCUUUACGCGGCCCUCCAAGGACCCCGGCACGCCCUGUCGGUCCCUGGACUCUACAGCGGGCCCUACGGGAUGUACUACUUGUCAUAACGUCCACUCUUGAACUUUGAUGAGUUGUGUUAUAGCACUGCCUUACUCGACUCUGCCUUUAUACGCCAAUGCCUUCUGAGACGCAGUUCGCUUUUACGCAUAAGCGCAUUUGUUGCGCGCUCGGAACGCUGCAUAUUCCUAUCCAGCGCACAAACGGUUAACGGUGUUACACUGCGGGGUUCCAGCAUCACUUCAUCUCCCUGAUGUAUGAUCGCCUGAAUUAAUAAUACCAGGCCACGAGCACCGGCUAAAUGGAAAAUAUGAACAACAUUAGCGAUUGUAUAUAGGCAGUGGCCUGCCGAAUAAUACGAUUAAUGGCCAUUGCGCAAAACGGGCCUUGAGACAAGCAGGCCUAUACGUCAGCCUGUAGGCUAUCUGAACUUUAUAAAUUAUGCAACACAUGCCCUAAUGUUAUUAAUGUUAGUCUUUACUACAUUUAAAAUCCGUUCUCUGAUUCGAAACAUUUGCCUAUGUAAAGAGAACCAAUCAUGCUGGACAAGUCGGUGAUAAAACGCAUCAAUACAGAACCGCGGACGGCCUGAGCACAUUCAUUACGAGAGGAAUGUUACAAAAAAAAUAUUUAAUAAUACUGGGCUUAUGAAAGAAAUCUUUUUUUAUACAUGGAUCUUUCAACUGUAAAUUAAUUUAGAGCAUGACUCCAAGAUAUGCAUGAUCAAAAGGAAUAUGAAAUAUAGGCCGUCCUCAGUCUCUUUCUACUCUUCACGUCCUGUCAUUUUGUAGGUUCGUUACCUCAGUGAAAUCCACAAAAUGCACAGCUGUUAAUAGGCCCUUCAACCUUGUUAUUUUAAGUGCUUCCUUGACUCUAGAGGUGUAAAUAAAUAUUUUUUUCCGAAACCUUUUAUAAUCACAUUCUCAAAAAAAUAUAUUUAUAAUUGCCUUCGGUUAAGUGUGUUAUUGUUUGACGAGUUCGUUUUUGUACCAUUAUUAAAAAGAAAAUCCUA